Messenger RNA from Drosophila serrata, 1081 nucleotides. RefSeq lists its product as uncharacterized. The record is from RefSeq and is a predicted model, not a curated record. Lineage: Eukaryota; Metazoa; Arthropoda; Insecta; Diptera; Drosophilidae.
CUUUAGUAUUAAAACAGACACGUGACCACACUGAUCGGUUAUGUUAUGUUCUCGGUUCUUUUAAAAAAAAGUUUUUCCUUUUCCGUUCUUCUUUUACUAUUUUCUUUUACUCUUAAGACGCCAAAAUUGAUUUGAUUCGGUUGAUGGAUCAAUAGUGUAUCUCAAUUCGAUUUAUUCAAAAUUAUGACGGAAAUAAUGCAAUCAAAGGGCUUUACCCUCCUAUCGAAAUCCUGGUUUGGCCAGCGUUUAUCGUGUUUGCUGCUGAAACCCAUGCGACUUCAGUUGCACCACAGAGAUCCCACAUCCUAUCCCCAUUUGCCGGUGCGCGAGGACAUCAAGCCGAUGGAAUCGAAGGAUAAUUCGAAGGUCUUUGACGCCUGUUGGCAGACGAUGCGUCGAACGGAGUACAAGUGCCGCUCCGAUGUCGAGUUCAACUAUCCCUCGUUUAUCGAUGCCCGCAAGGCGUGCCUCAGUGAUCCGUGUGCCAACGAUUUACCGCCCUGGGACCUCACCCACUACAAGCCCCAGGAUAUGUGCAAACGCAAGUAUCCGCGCACCUGGGACGAAUGCGUUGUGAAAUGCCGCAAGCGAAAGAUGAAGUGCGUCCCCUUGCCGGUGAAUCCUCCACGGCGACAGCGUGUCCCGGUGAAGAGUCCCUGUCCGGUGAACUUGUGUGUGCUUGGCAAGCCGGAUCUCGAUCUUACCGAACCCUGUGCGCUAAUGAAGCCCACCCUUUGUCCACGAGUCACGAUGCCCAAUUGCUGUGUGGAGGCCCGCGUUCCUCCCAAAUGCCAGCGUCCCUACAGGGGCGGCCGCUGCCAAAGGCGGAAGACAAAGUACCCAAGCUUCUCGGAAUGUUCACACGAUCCUUUGCCGGGACCCUCGCCCAUCGAGUGCACCUGCCUUAUUAAACCGUCCCUCUGUGAGAUGUGGAGGCAUUACCGUAAAUGGCACUGAGCCAACCGCCUAGGGAAUAUUUUGAAAAUUAAAAAAACGCACCUUUUAUUUAAUACAGACCCACUAAAUUGUGCUCCCAACUAGUCACGGUCGCCAAAUGUUAAAACAAAACCAUACAAUAUUA